AUAUAGUAGUACUAUAUAAAUAUCUUUAUCACAACAUUCACGAGUACUCAAUUUGCCUCUUUUCUUCCUUCUCUUCCAUUUUUCUCUCAUCCCUAAAUCCGCAGAAGUCUCUGCAUCGAUCUCGAUUCUUCUACCAUCUUGGUUUAUGAGCUCAAAGGAGAAACCCACUCUCGGUGGCACGCGGAUUAAGACCCGCAAACGGAAUAUUGCAGCGCCUCUGGACCCUGCAGCAUUUGCGGAUGCAGUGGUCCAGAUUUACCUGGAUAAUGCUGGUGAUUUGGAACUUGUUGCUAAGAACCUUGAGUCUUCAGACCUCAACUUCUCAAGAUACGGUGAUACCUUUUUCGAGGUUGUCUUCAUUGGAGGCCGUACACAACCUGGAACAGUCAAACUUGAUGAAGGGGAGCGCCACCCUUACUCUGUGAUUGAGUGUGAACCUAAACGUGAAGCCAUUUUGCCAUCUGUCAUCUAUGUGCAGAAGAUAUUAAGAAGGAGGCCGUUUCUUAUAAAGAACCUUGAAAAUGUCAUGCGAAAAAUGUUGCAGUCAUUGGAGCUCUUUGAGGAAAAUGAAAGGAUUAAGCUCUCAAUCUUUACAGCCCUUGCUUUUUCCCAGAAGCUGUCAGGCCUUCCCCCAGAGACUGUUCUCCAGCCAUUACUCAAAGAUAACCUUGUUGCCAAAGGGCUAGUUCUCUCUUUCAUCACAGACUUUUUUAAGGAAUAUCUGAUUGACAACAGUAUUGAUGAUUUGAUCUCAAUCCUUAAGCGGGGUAAGAUGGAGGAUGAUCUUCUCGAGUUCUUCCCCUCUACUAAGAGGACGCCUGAAGCUGUCUCUGAGCAUUUCACCAAAGCUGGCCUUUUACCUUUGGUGGAAUAUAAUGAUAAGAAGAUAUUUGAGGUGAGGCUCAAGGAAAUGAAAUCUACAUUAACAACUCAGCUAGCAGAAGAAGUUGCUAUCUCUGAAGUCAUAGAAACUGUGAAGCAACAUGUCAAAGAUGCCAAAUUACCAGAUAUAGAGGUUGUGCGGAUUUUGUGGGAUGUCUUGAUGGAUGCUAUACAAUGGUCAGGAAAGAACCAACAGCAAAAUGCUAAUUCUGCUCUUCGCCAGGUGAAAAAAUGGGCAGAACUGCUGAAUACUUUCUGCACCACUGGAAAGCUUGAAUUGGAACUCAUGUACAAAGUCCAAGUCCAGUGCUACGAGGAUGCUAAACUGAUGAAGCUGUUCCCUGAGAUUGUGAGGUCUCUGUAUGACCAAGAUGUUCUGGCAGAAGAUACCAUUCUUCACUGGUUCCAGAAAGGAACAAACCUCAAGGGCAGGCAAAACUUUGUGAAGUCGCUGGAGCCCUUUGUGAAAUGGCUGGAGGAGGCGGAGGAAGAAGAAUGAAUUUCUCUGAGAAGUGUUUUUGUAUUCCCCUUUUGAGGAUUGAAAAGAAUAAGAAAGACUUUAUGAAUAUUCUCACAAUUUGACAGUUUGUUAUCAUGCUCCUUCACGUUUUAUAAACACAAUCUGUAUGGGUUUGCUUCCCUUGGAGGAUCUUUAUAUUCGCGUGCAUCAAUCGUAUUUUUUUUAAUACUAGGUUUUGAGAAAAUGAUCAACCUCUUUUAAG
Solanum pennellii is the source of this 1604-nucleotide messenger RNA. Its product is annotated as basic leucine zipper and W2 domain-containing protein 2-like. The transcript is spliced from 8 exons. Gene Ontology annotation, molecular function: protein binding. Gene Ontology annotation, cellular component: cytoplasm; membrane. NCBI's taxonomy places the organism in Eukaryota, Viridiplantae, Streptophyta, Magnoliopsida, Solanales, Solanaceae. The record is from RefSeq and is a predicted model, not a curated record. Bases 146 to 1381 code for a protein of 411 amino acids.